UGGAGCCAAAACCAAUUGUUGCGUUACUUGAUGAUGUACGCUAUUUUAGAGUAGUGUUUGUAUCAUUCCAGAAAAUAUUGGAGCUUUAAAUAAAUAGCAUAAUAAUAAUUACGGAUUAUUAGCAUGGAUUCAAGUCAGUUACUCAAUGCGACUGAUAGUUCAGCAUUAAAACACAUUCAUUUCUGUGAUCUUCACUUUUUUCAAACAAAAGCUAAUUUUGCUACAUGGAAUAAAUCAGAAAUCACUAGGUUUCUUCAUGGACUUGAAAGUAAUUUACAAGACUGCCCUAGUAUUGUAAACUUAAUCAUUCCAAUUUGCAAAGAAGGCAUUUUACGCAUUACUAAGUCAGUUACAAAUGAACAACUUAUUUGCUUUCCAUUGUGUGAAGUUAGACAUUUGAUAAAAAGUUUAGACUCUGCAACAGCAAAUUACGUUUUAUUAACUCGCGGCACUCUUACACCACAAACUCAUAGGAAUAGCACAAACAAUGAGGUGGCAAGUGAUUCAACCGGAGAAAGUUUAUCAAGUUCAUAUCAAACAUAUAUAUUUCGUUGCCAAACAUACCAUGGGGCAUUAAGAAUAAUCGAUGUCAUGAAUCGAAUUUUAACAGAAGAAGUAGGCUCAACUAUCAAGCCAAAUGUUUUUGAGCCUCAAAGCAUCACGCUUCGUUUACAUUUGGAUAUAAGAGAAGACGAUGGCUCUGGUGUUAAUUUCACUCCUGUACCAAAAGAAAAAUCGGAAUUGUUCAAGUUACGUAGAGGUACAGCUAAACGCCUAUUGGUUGGUAUUAGUCAAGUUGAUGGACACGUUUAUCUGCCUAUUAGUGGUAUUUUAGACAUUUGUGUGGGAUACGGUCGUUAUUUAUCAGAGAGUGAAUUAACUUAUUUGGGAGGUGAAGAAAAUGCCGCACGUGGAGAGGCAUCAUUAAACCUGCUAACUGGAACUUCUUUUUCCACUUGGGUCACCUGGCCAUCAAAUCAUAGUCAAUUUUCAAUGUUCGAUGUUCUUGGAAAUCGGGAUGAAUGCAUUUUCUUCACUGUCGUCGUCCGCUUUAUUGUUCAUAGACUUGAGAAACCAUUAUGUCUACGACGAAUAUGUCGAGCUCGUGUUUACAAGACAGAUGAAAUAUUUUGGCUGUCUUUAGACAGAAAGCCUGUCGUAGAAGAUUAUACUAUUCAGCUAACUGAGAGUAUAGAUGAAAAUGGCAAUCUGUAUGCUGGUAAAAUAGUUGCAAUCACAGAUGUAGUCGCUUUUCAUCAAGAUCAUAAUCAAAUUACUCCAGGUGUUCCGUCUACAGCCAAUCCAUCUGAAGAUGAUGAUAAUGAACCCUUAAUGAGUGGUAAUGGAAUUGUAUCCAGAGAAGUGACAGAUGAUCAAUUACUUAUUGAAUGGGGUCACUUAGUUACUGAAUGGCACAAUAAAGUAAGACAAGAUCAAGCUAAUGGUCUUAAUGUGUCGACAAAUUCUUUAAGAACAGAAUUAUUACACAGUGGUUCUUCUGGUCCGCAUAUUUCUCAUUUAGGAUCUGCAUUUUGUCAAAGAAUUAAAAAAUUAGUUAGUCGUGGUAUACCAGAUGCUUUAAGAGCUGAAGUUUGGCAAUUAUUAUCUGGUUGUCCUGUUGAUGAAACUGGCUUAAUGGAUGCUUAUCGAAUUCUGAUUACUAAACCAUGUAAACAUGAUGAUGUUAUACGUCGUGAUCUAGCUCGUACAUUCCCAGCUCAUAGUUUCUUCCGUGAUAAAAUUGGUCAAGAAAGCCUUUUCCUAGUUAGCCGCGCUUAUGCAUUAUACGAUGAAGAAGUUGGCUAUUGUCAAGGAUUAACAUUUUUUGCUGCUGUAUUACUACUUCAUAUGCCUGUAGAACAAGCCUUCACGUUAUUAGUUCAAGUAAACAAUAAUUAUGGUGUAAGAGAAUUUUUCCUAAAUGAUUUCGAUGGUCUACACAUGCGACUGUAUCAAUUGCAACGUAUUAUCCAGGAUCAAUUACCGGAUGUUUCAAAGCAUUUCGCUGAUCUUGGCUUAGAAACGCAUAUGUUUGCUAGUCAAUGGUUUUUAACUCUAUUCACAGCUAAAUUCCCUUUGAAUGUUGUCUUUCAUAUUGUAGAUAUGUUUCUUACUGAGGGCUUGAUCUUCAUAUUCAAGGUAUCCUUAGCACUUUUACAGUUGGCUAGACGCGAUUUACUUGGUCUAGACUUUGAAGGUGUACUUAAAUAUUUACGGGUUGCAAUGCCGAAAAAGUAUUUAGCCGGUGACGCCAAUGAAGAAUUACUUAGAUCAGCAAUAAUGGCUAAAGUUACCUCAUCAAAAUUACAAAAAUAUGCUAAAGAAUGGUUAUCGAAAAGAGCUGAAGAAAAAUUGACUGAUUCACCAAUUCAUAUUAUGGAAUGCCAAUUAGCAUCAUUGCGACGAGAAAUUAGUCGAUUAGAGCAUGAGAAUGAGACAUUGGCUUCUGGUUUACUUACAAGUAAAACAUCAAUGCAUGAACAAGUUGAUCGAUUAGAAGAUAAGGCUGAAAUAUUGACUCGUGAAUUAUUUGCUUCAAGGCAAGAUUUUCAAGAUGCUUUAGAAGAGAAAACCCAUUUAGAAAACGAAGUUCUUCAGGUAAAGAAAAUGUUUCGUACUGCACUGGAAGAGAAUUCAGCUGAAUUAGAAAAACAUCGAAGUAUUUUUGAGUGUUAUAAAACAAUCACAACAGAAUUAAAUGAUUAUCUAGUGCAUAAUAGUCAUAGUAAUUCUGCAGACUCUAAAGAUCCCUACAAAUAUGAUCCAUUGUUUUUAAAUUUAACAUUUGAUCUAUUACAACAAGCAUUACACUGUAAAGCCUGUAUACCUAUUAUAGAAAAUUAUAUUGAAAAGUCAAAGAAUAUCAUCAAUACAUCAACAAGCGAUCCAUCGUGUGUUAUAGAAGAUGAAGUUGUCGUUAUUGUUAAUAAUACACCAGAACAUGACGAAUCAGAUCAUGUAACAAAGAAUGCGUCUGGGGAUGAAAACAACGGUACCUGUAUAAAUAGACAAUCUAUCAUUGACAUCCUAAAUAAAUUUCAAUCACUUAACAUCACUAGUAGCACUGAUAACAACUGUGUACCAGUGAAAUUAUCAGAGGUUAACGGUGAUAAACUGAAUAACGAUGGUAAUGAUGAUAAUACUGAUGAAAUAAUGCUGAAUAAUUCAAAGCAUCAAUCUAAUGGUAACUGUGAAACAACCUCGUGUUAAUUAUGCUUUAAAUAAUCCUGUAAAUAUCGUAUAUAUGCACACAUUCAUGUAUUUAUUUAUCUAUCUCUGUUGUCUGUUGUUGCUUUUCUUUUUGAGUUGACAUUUCAAAAUUUAUUCCCAUUCAGUAAUUGUGCGUUGUGAUGAUGAUUGUAACCAUUACUCUGACCCUUAUGCCAAUCUGAUUUAUAUUGCCAUAUUAUUAUUAUUAUUUAUUGUCUGACAUUGUUAUUACUACUAUUGUUAAUAUUUUCGUUAGUAUUUGUUGUUGUGUUUAUUAUUUUGAAUUAUUUCAUGGAAAUAUUUAAUUUAAUUUGAAAAAUAAAGGAAAGAAUAGAUCUUAUCAAUAUUU
Trichobilharzia szidati is the source of this 3559-nucleotide messenger RNA. Lineage: Eukaryota; Metazoa; Platyhelminthes; Trematoda; Strigeidida; Schistosomatidae. The record is from the annotation of a GenBank genome assembly.